AUGCUUACUGCGAAGCGACUGUCCUGGGGGCUCAUGCCUCCGACGGCAUUGCUUGCUUUGACGUCAAUGUUGGCCUACUUCGGGUUCCGCAUCUACACGCUGGUCUACGCCCAAGCUCUGAGAGCUCUGGCUUGGCGACCACCCAACAGACCUCGCAGACGACUUUCCGGUGACAAUGUUCCUACCGUCGAUGUGCUCAUAACCUGCUGCAACGAAGAUAUUGAUGUCAUCCUUGACACAGUAAGGGCAGCCUGCUUAAGCGACUAUCCACAGGAUCGUUUUCGGGUCUUCCUCUGCGAUGAUGGUCGGUCAGAAUCGGUGUACAAGAGCGUCGUGGCGUUGCGGGAGACUUACCCGAAUAUUAACUACACCUCCCGACCGAAGCCAGAUGUACCGGACUAUAAGGCUGGCAAUCUGAACAAUGUCGCGAGUCCGAGCGAGUAUGUCGCAGGCCUGGAUGCCGACAUGAUCUGUAUGCCCCAUUGGCUUCGGGCGCAACUGCCGCACCUUAUUGAUGACCCGAGCGUCGCAAUGACCUGCCCACCUCAGACUUUCUACGACACACCAACUAAUGACCCGCUAACGCAGAACAUGCUUCAAUUUGCAGGACUAACGGAGGCAGUCAAUGAUAGUCUUGGGCAUGCCGACUGCCUUGGCUCCGGCUACGUCGUGCGGCGGACGGCCGUUGAAGGUAUCGGAGGCUUUCCCGUUGAGUCGGUCUCUGAGGACGUCUGUUGUUCGGCCAAGCUGCUAGGCGCCGGGUGGAAAACCGUCUUCGUUCAAGAGUUUCUCCAGUACGGUAGCGUCCCAGAGUCGUAUUAUGCGCACGUGAAGCAAAGGACUCGCUGGUGGGUCGGCCACAUCCAGACUGCAAUUCUCUUCCGCUUCCGGACCUCCAGGAAGUAUGCCAAGCAUCUCAACCUUGUCCAGAGGCUGACAGGGAUAACGUUCGAUCUCCGGCAAUGGGUCCAGAUUCCACUCGCACUAAGCUAUUUCUUUGUACCUCUUGCGCUCUACGCAGGCUAUCCGCUCGUCAUCUGGACUUCGGCGUUUCAACUCCAGUGGCUGAUCCGACUGAUAUGUAUAUGGGCGACCUGUCACUGGAUCCACCAGAUGGUGAUGGGAUGGAUCGCUGGGAUCGGAAAUGGUCGCUACGAUAUCAGGAUCACUUCGUACGACGCGGAACUGGAACAGUGGCUUCUACCUUACGUCCUGAGCGCGUUCGUUCAGUCUUUUCUGCUUCCCAAGCGGCUUGGCGGACGAUCAACCGGCUUCAAGUCUACCGGUAGUAUACUGGACGCCCUCCAUGAGCGCGAUGCUCAACGCCGUGCACACGUUUUCAAACGUCUAUACGCCAUCCUGUGGGUUCAACGCGGGAUAUUCCACGCGGUGUUCGUGGUCGUAUGCCUCGGCGGCGUAGCGUUGACCUGCAUUCGAUCCGUCUACCCAAACAUCUCAAGCGCGUAUCCGUUAACACAGACCACAUAUGGAAACCAGCUCAUCUACUUGGUCACUCGCAUUGGGUGGCCGCCACUCGUCUGGCUGCAGUUCCUCCAAGCGGCACUGGUGCCGCCUUUGUACGCCAUCUUCCCACCCUCGGUGAAGCCGCGGGAAGAGCUGCUUGACAGAGAUCCCAAGACAAAUGUCGCGUACCCGAAGCCAAUGGCGACUCGACUAAAGAGAAGUGCGUGGGACUUUUGGAGGUACAUGCGCGCAUCAUUGGCCAUGGUGUAUUGCAUCUUUUUGUUCACGAUUUCGUGGUUUCUAUUUGGCACGAACAUUGCCAGCGACCAGCACACGAGCCCAUGGUGACGACCCGGAGUCGGGAUGUUGGUAUCAUGGUGUGAUAGACUUUUCGGCGAGGCGCUGGUUUUGUGGGAAGAGAAGCGCAACAGCCACAGUUGGCUGAACAGUCCCAUGCUGAAUGUCGAUGCUCCAGCAGCUUGUGGAGCGUACAGGAGCUUGCAUACUUCGUAUACCUCGAGAACGUCAGCCUACCGUAUGUGAUGUCGGAAUAUGUCGAAUGCUUUGGACCC
This is a messenger RNA of Baudoinia panamericana UAMH 10762, 2036 nucleotides long. Its product is annotated as glycosyltransferase family 2 protein. The transcript has 5 exons. Bases 1 to 1812 code for a protein of 603 amino acids. The record is from RefSeq and is a predicted model, not a curated record. NCBI's taxonomy places the organism in Eukaryota, Fungi, Ascomycota, Dothideomycetes, Mycosphaerellales, Teratosphaeriaceae.